GUGCUCUCCAGCAGUCGGAGAUAGCGCGUCGCAGGAAGGUUUUACCACCAACAAAAUGGCGGAAGCGCCUGUGCGGUGACAUGCCUCAGAGAUGAAGAGGGUGGGAGUCUGGUCACGUGAUUUCACGCGUCAAGAUGGCGGCGCCCAGUAAGGAGUGACCUCGGAAAGCAGUGAUGGGUAGAAUAAACGAUUCUCCUGGUGAUUAAAUUGCAGGGGCCUCACAUCCGGUACAGUGACAGAUAGGUGCACCUGAUGGACGCUCCCCAGGGGCCCGGCCCUUCCCUUCCUGGCGGCAUACAGGACCCGGAUUCUGUGCAGAGCGGCUGGGACCGGGUCAGAGAGCUCUACCAGCGCAAUGAACGCGGUGAAUACUCACAGGAAGCCGACUUCAUAGUGAAGAGCGCGGUGAUUGGGGCUGUGGUCGGUUUUGUCUAUGGCGGCGUCCCAGCAGCUCGUCAUAGCCGGGAACACUACAUAAAGCAGAGCCAGGCCGAGAUCUACCGCCACCGGGCGGAGGCUCUGAUAUCAGCGCGACAUGCAGCUAAUCGAGGAUUUGUUCGCUAUGGGUUCCGCUGGGGCUGGAGAAUUGCAGCGUUUGUUACCAUUUUUAAUAGUGUGAAUUGCGGCCUGUCAGCGUAUCGGGAUAAAGUUGCGAUCACUCACUUUGCAGUAGCUGGAGCGGUCACCGGGGGACUGUUCCGGCUGAAUCUGGGACUCCGGGGACUGAUUGGCGGCUCGGUCAUUGGAGCGUUAUGUGGGGUCCCCUUCGGAGCUGUAAUAUCAGGGUUACAGACUCUGACAGGAGAGGAUCUGUAUGAGCAGAAGCGCAGACAUCGGAGAGAGUUAUAUGAGAGUAAUCUGCAGCAGUGGGCCGCCCAGCUUCAGCUCACAGACACAGUGGUGAAGGACCUGAGCCAGGCGGAUAGAGAGUCGGCCAUGACUGAGGCGGAGAGAAUCAAUCAUCUGCUAAAUUUGCCCAGUAACCCCGGCCCAGCCCCGCAGCAGAGCGAGGAACCGUGACCCAUCGGAACAGCUGCCACCGCCUCGCCGACACACGUGUACGGUUAUCCGUGUUCUGUAAUGCUAGCAUAUAAUGUGGCGUGAGCCUGUGUACGUGGCCGCGCCGUCACCAUGAUGCGAGAGGGCGGAAGACCCGCUACCCCACUGCAAUAUGAGGAACAGAAUCCACGCCGCAAUCUCCACAUGAAGCUUCUCUGGUCCCAGGGGAACGUGUUACAUGUAUGGUGGGGGUAGAAAGGCAGAUAAUAGACUAUAGACCUAUGACUUGUGCCAUAAUAUGUACAGAGGCUUCUUUCUUACAAUAUAUUGUGUCCAAAACUGAAAAGUAA
Molecule: messenger RNA, 1349 nt
Organism: Pseudophryne corroboree (corroboree frog)
Lineage: Eukaryota; Metazoa; Chordata; Amphibia; Anura; Myobatrachidae
Gene: TIMMDC1
Product: translocase of inner mitochondrial membrane domain containing 1
Exons: 8
Coding region: 253-1020 (255 amino acids)
Cellular component (GO): mitochondrion
Source: RefSeq, a predicted model, not a curated record